Molecule: messenger RNA, 2736 nt
Organism: Neospora caninum
Lineage: Eukaryota; Apicomplexa; Conoidasida; Eucoccidiorida; Sarcocystidae
Product: putative TPR domain-containing protein
Exons: 15
Coding region: 1-2736 (911 amino acids)
Biological process (GO): protein import into peroxisome matrix, docking
Cellular component (GO): cytosol; peroxisomal membrane
Molecular function (GO): protein binding
Source: RefSeq, a predicted model, not a curated record
AUGGCUUUCCGUGCACUUUUCUCCCAGCCGCGCGCAGCCAACCCUUGCGCAGCAGAUGCUACGCGCGUCGCCUCAGCUGCCGCCAGUGGCGCGGGCACCAACCCCCUGACGUCUUUCCUCACCUCUGUGUCGACAGAUCCCCUGCGCACGCGGCAGCUUCUUGAAGGCUACGACCUGUCGGGCGCAGUCCCGCUUCCGCAGGCCUCACUUCCAGACGCUCUACUGAAUCUGCUCUCCACGGAGGAUCUCGGAGAACCAGACGCGGGCGUGGGGGCCAGCCAGCAGGCUGCUGUCUCCGACUCCUGGGACACUGCCUGGUCGCACAUUCAAGGCGCACAGAAUGGCGGCUCGCCCCCCGAGCUCCCUCAGUUCUCCCGGCCCACCUACGCCUUGGAGGGCUUUCGGGGCCUCGCCGGACCUGAGACAAUCGGGAUCCAGAUGUCCCCGGACGGGAAUCAGCUCGCGGGUCCGGGCGCUGGCCGCAACGCGAGCCUGCCAGAAACGCCCUUCCUCUCCAAUCAGGCGUCUCUGCCUUCUGGGCCGCACCACGUCCCAGGGCCGUUACCGGCAUUCUUGUCUUCUUCCCCGUCUUCUUCUUCCUCAGCUGCGUCGCCUUUCCUUUCUGUCUCGUUCCUUCACGGCUCCUCUGGGGCCUCUGUCUCCCCGCAGCCCGCGUCUCCUUUUCCGGCCCAGGCGCCCCACGCCGGGAGGGCAUCCGCGGGGUCGGCGCCGACGUCGUGGCUGGAAGAGUUUCACGCGUUUGCGCAAGGACGGGACCCGCACAGCGGCGGGACGUCUUCGGCAGACGCUCGCGACUUCGCGCCUCAGGCAGCGGAGCCCCAAGGCCCGCAGCUGGACAGUUCCACGGGGCGACAGGGGACACCUCGAGAGACGCGCGUGGAGCAGCCGGGUUCCUCAGAUCAGCCGCUUCCGGCUGACGCCGUAGCUCGCCACGGCCCCCUGCUCUCGGGGCCUGUCUCCUUUCCACCCCCUGUCUCUUCGCCGUUCCUCGCUUUUCCUCAUCCGCCGCCCCAAGUCCCCUUCUUCGUGCCCGCUGGCCAUCUGUGGAACUACGCAAACGGCGAGGCGUUUUCUGAGGCGAGACAGCGGUCGCUUGAAGCCGCCAGGCGCGCGCAGAGGGCUGCGGGGAUCCUACCCGCUUCUUCCUCGAGCGCUUCUUCGAAGGCCGAGGAGGCGGAGAAAAACAAGGAAGGAACUGGCGGAGUCUCCUUCGAUGCGAGAGCAGCCCGCGAAAUGCUGGAGACUUUGAAAGCGAUGGGAGAGGAGAAACUUGAGCGCUCCGAAUUUGUUCACUUCAUUCGCCAACUCGCGGCAGGCGAGCUGUCUCUCGUCGACGGCCAGCUUGUCAAUGCCAAAGGCUCCCCUGUCGACUGGGACGCACAUCUGCAGGCGACGAAAGGUGGGAAGUUCGUUGAGCAGGCAGGGCGCAGUGCUGGCGAUGAACUCAGCGGAGGCGCGGCUGCAGAGAAGGUUGAGGCGGAGACCGGCGCGAGAGACGGAGCGGCCGCGGAAGAAGCCUUGGACGGAAAUGCUGACGAAUGCGCGUCUUUCGAGCAGAGCAUGAAGGAUUUGGAAGAGGCCUGGAAACAGGCGAGAGAGAAGGGCGAAAUAGACGACGAAGAACUGUCUCUGUUUCGGUCGAUCUUCAACACCGCGGAGCUCGGCAAAGCGCUUGGGGACUCCAGCGCCGACGAGGCGUCGUUAAUGGGUCGACCGCAGGAGUCCGACUCGUUGCCGGUGUUCUCCGCUAACAACCCGUACUUGAGCGAGCCUUCGCCUCUCGCGCUCGCGCAGCAGCUUCUGGAGGAAGGGAAAUUGCAAGAGGCCGUUAAAGCUUUGGAGGCAGAAGUGCAGCAAAAUCCCAGCAGCUCAGAGGGAUGGAGACUUCUCGGCGAGGCCCUAGCAGACAGCGAACAGGACGCUGAAGCCAUUGUGUGCCUCAAGAAGGGCCACGAGGUGGAUCCCUACAAUCUCGACAGCUUGCUGGCUCUCGGCGUGUCUUUGACGAACGAACUGGACGCUCCGCAAGCGCUGCGCAACUUGCGCGAUUGGAUGGCGAACCACGACGAGUUCAGCGCCCUUCCGGGUGUCCAGCGACCGCUCCCGGAAGACUUUCAGGAGCUCAAGGCGCACGUGGCUUCACUGUUUCACGAGGCGGCUGCGUGGAAAGGGUGCGUUGACGGUGGCGUGCACCUGGCGUUGGGUGUGAUUCACAACAUCGAUCAGAACUUCGACAGGGCGCUGUACCACUUUGCCGAGGCUCUCAAAUUUGCUUCCGGGCGAAGAGCGGCAACUCUGUGGAACAAAAUCGGAGCCACGCUGGCGAACUCUGGACGGUCCGCUGCGGCGCUGCUCGCCUACGAGCAAACCGUCGCUUUGCGCCCCAACUAUCCUCGGGCGUGGACAAACCUCGGCGUUGCGCACUCGAAUCUAGGAGACACAGACCGCGCCCUGCGGUUCUACCUCACGGCGUUGGUGCUUAACCCCGCCGCUUCUCAUCUCUGGUACUACGUCCGCAGCGCCAUCAUCGCUCUUGGGAAAUUCGACUGGUUGGGCUUGGCGGAAAACCGAGACUUGGAAGGCCUCCGCGCGCUGAUGCCAGCAGGGGCGGUUCCUGUGCGAGAAGAAAUUCUGGAGAAAGGUGUGCAGAAAGCGCCGCAAGAAGACGCGGCUGUACUUCAUCGCCUUUUUGGAAUGAUCAAGCAGAGCACGUAA